UGGAGGGCGGUAGUUCUUCUGAAUGUCAGCGUUGCCAAAAGUGAAGACGUAGAAGAAGAGCACUUCCGGUUUAUGGCUCUUGAGAAAAAGAUGGAUCAGCAGCCAAAUAUCCAUUUUUCCAUCCGGAAAGGACUGUCCUUCCCUCCUCUGGAGCAAUGCACAACUUGCUGCUCUAAAGGCCUAUAUCAUUGUCCGUUUUGUUUACCAACAUUUUUUAAACCAACAAAGCGAUCAAGGGUUAUGGUUCAUUUGGACAAUCACUUGAGGAGAGCCUGCUAUUUUGGGGAGUACACAAUCCACAAAUGUGCACUGGAGUGCAGGAAACAACCACAUUUCCACUGUUUGUAUUGCAAUGGCACAUUUAUAAAGAAAGAGACUUUCAGCAGUCAUUUUUUAGCGUGCCAAGAGGGGCACCAGCAGCAGAAGAAUCUAGAACUCUUCAACUUGCAAACAGUAGUUCCACAAAGUGUCCAAAUCAGCGAAGUGACCCCUGAAGAGAGCCUCAUUCCCUCAUUUCACAUGGAGAGCAAUGAUGGCAGUGAAGGUGAUGAUAUCACCAUAAUUCCUGAUUCUGGGGAAGAAGACUGCCAAGAAGGGAGCAGCAGCCACUCUGUGACUCAUUUCAUCUCCAGGUCAAACACACCAGGCACAGUGGGGAGGGUGACAAUGAGUGCAGGGCCAGACUCCUCUAAACGUGAUCAAAUGGUACAGACAAAUAUUGAAAAACCUCAAGACUGUGACGAAUACUACUUCAUGAAUCUGGUGAAAAUGUUUAAAAAGUUGUGUCCUAAGAAAAAGACAGAGGUCAGGAUGAAAAUUGAGAGGAUCCUGUUCGAAGCUGAGUUUCAGUAGACGUUUGCUUGCUUUACAUUUUUUUCUUUUUAAGUAGUAGUAACAAAUGAUUUGAUUUGUGAUCCAUGUUGUUGCACUAGCUGAGAUUUGCCUUUCAGGGAGCUCUGCAUGAAAUGUGAAAAUGUGAAUUUCAUGUGUUGUAUGAGAUGAGGUUUGUAAAGAGGAACAACAAACUACACUGAAUGUUCCAGUUUGCUGCUCAGAAUUGUUCUUUAUUUAACAUUCAUGCUAUCUCAAAAUGAGUCCACUAUUAUUUUCAUGUGUAGAAAUGCUCAGUAUGUUUUAUAGUUGUUACAAAUAAAAUGUUGUUUAUGAAGUUCUCAAAACAACAGCAUUACAUUGAAAUAUAUAUUUUUGACACUUUUUGACAUUUGUUUGCAAGGAAUAACCAAAGAAUGUAGAAUCUACCUCAGAAAGAAGCAGAGCUGGAGCAGUGGUCUCACAGCUGCAUGCCUCUUACACUCAAGAACAGCAGCUGUUUGUUAAAGCUGAAUAUGUUUUUCAUUUAAAUAAAGUUCCUUGAUUC
This is a messenger RNA of Melanotaenia boesemani (Boeseman's rainbowfish), 1378 nucleotides long. RefSeq lists its product as uncharacterized. Lineage: Eukaryota; Metazoa; Chordata; Actinopteri; Atheriniformes; Melanotaeniidae. The record is from RefSeq and is a predicted model, not a curated record. Gene Ontology annotation, molecular function: DNA binding. Bases 73 to 852 code for a protein of 259 amino acids. The transcript has 4 exons.